AUUGGUAUAUAAAGUGACCAUUGUUGUGGCAGCAGGCUAUAGCUUCCAUGACAGGUAUAUUUAUAUUAGACAAUGGCUGUCAGUAUACUACCUCUUUUUGCUGUCAUUUUGAUCCUUCACUCUGGUCCCUCAUCAUCGCUCACCACUACUGAAAACUGGAAGCAUCUCAACGUCCCUUGCAAUACAGAAAGUUUAUCCUUUCGUAAUGUGACUAACAAGACAGAUAUACAUCUGGAUCACUGUACGUUUAAUCUGAGAUAUCCACUACAUAUUUCGAACAUAAACGACCUUCGUAUUAUCGGCAGUGGUAAUGGAACAGUGAUUAACUGUACAAGUGACAACGCUGGUCUGUUGUUUAAAUCGGUAAAUAACCUUCUGUUAGAGAGUUUGAUCAUACAAAAUUGUGGAGUUUUUAGUGAUGACAGGUUGCAAAUUGCUAGUGUUCGAAUAGUAGGAGGUGAGAAUGUAUAUAUAACUGUCAUGAACGUGACAAUAGAAAAUGGUACAGGAACUGGGUUAUCUCUAAUCAACGUUAGUGGUGUUGUGACGGUUAAAAAUUGCACUUUCCGUCGCAAUAUUUAUUAUGUAGAUCGAAUGUACCAGGUUGUGAAUGCUACACACAAUGACUUUACCCAAAGGGGAGGAGGUAUGCAAAUACAAAUCGGCGUGGAGCAUAGAUCUGUGUAUCUUAUUCAGAGGUGCAAGUUUUUGUUCAAUUUUGCCUCCAGUGGAGGAGGUCUAUUUGUAGUAGUUCAGCUGCAUGCAUCAAAUCAUAGUAUUACUGUUGAGAAUAGUGAGUUUAUCAAAAAUAAAUGCCAGAACGGUGGCGGCGGUGUGCAGUUUGGCUAUACAGCUCUGCGAUCAUCUUCAAAAAAAGUAAAUUCCAAUUCUAUUAUGUUCCAAAACUGUGUGUUUAGAGGCAAUGAGGCUAGAUAUGGUGGAGGAACAGCGAUAUUCUCUUCUUUGGGUACACCACUAUUCUCCGAAAACAAAAUUCAGAUGAACAAUAGCUCGUGGUCUAAUAACACUGCCUCUAAACUUGGAAUGGCUGUUGACAUAGCUAUUGCUCCUUGGGAGACAUUUAGCAGGAAUGGUCUUUUUCCUAAACCAUUGUUCAGUCACUGUAAUUUUACAGAGCAUACACAUUAUACUUUUCUCAGCAGUCCUAGAAGUAUUUUCACCCUAACAGGAUUCAGGAUAGAUUUCAAGGACACAAUAUUGUUUGAAAGAAACACAGGUACUGCAAUUGAGGCAAAUUUGGCUGAACUGAAUUUUACUGAAAACUCGUAUGUUAAAUUUGGUGAAAAUCGUGGAGUCAAUGGUGGGGCUGUGAGCUUGAAGGGAUUAUCUGUGAUAUUUAUUUACGAUCACUCUACGUUGGUAUUUCAGGAUAAUAGUGCUUUGAAAAAAGGUGGUGCUAUUUAUGUUGAUUCUUCUGGCAGGCAUUCUGAGUCAGUUUGCUUUAUCCAGCGCAGAAGAAAAAAGCAGUUUCAUGCUUCCUUUGUAUUCGAUAAUAACACUGCAGGUUUUGAAAAUUUUAGACAUAGAGGUGACUCCAUAUAUGCUUCAUCUCUUCUGCCCUGUCUUGGAAAGUGUUCUCAAUUACAUGAUAAUGUAUCUGUGUCAAGGGCAUUGGCAUGCAUAGGAAAGUUUAAGUUUGAUUUAGUAAGUCCCAGACGACAAAUUACCUCUGCAGCUCAUCAUUUUUCAAGAAGUGAUACGUUAAAUGAGCAAGAUCCAAUGUGCAAUUUGUUUAUGGUCAAUGACAUCAUUUACUCAAACAAAAAUUAUGUAACCAGAAAUAUCGAUUACCAUAUUAACGAAAGCUUAUACGUCACACCCGGUAACACUACAAAGAUACCUCUGAAACUAGUGGAUGAACUUUGUGGAGAAGUUUCCUUUCGUGUAUCAGUAGAAGUAUUGAAGUCAGACCAAGGAAGCAUAUUCAUUGACUCGACGCACUCAAUAAUUACUGACAAUUAUAUCACAAUACAUGGAGAUCCAAAUGACUUCGGCACUUUACAGUUUUCUGCUGUUGGAGUACGAUGUGUUACUUUGUCUGUCAAAUUAAAUGAUUGUCCCCCAGGCUAUAUACACAAUAAUUCAACGAAAAAUUGCGUGUGCUCUUUGGCUACUCUACUACACUAUGAUGGAAUUGAGAGGUGUAGUGAAACAAACUUCACAGCGUAUACAAAACAUGGAUAUUGGUUGGGAUACUUAAAAAACCCUAAUAAGGAGACACGACAGGACCGAUUAGCUUCUGCCAUUUGCCCCAAAGGUUUUUGCACAACUAACUCUUCCUCGGAGUAUCCAUUACCAUCUGUAGCUUUGGAUGAUUUGAGCUCAUACAUCUGUAACGAAACAAGAAGAGGUAUUAUUUGUGGUAGUUGCAAAGAAAAUAACUCUGCUUAUUAUCGCUCUACUUCGUUUUCUUGCAAACCCAAUGAUUUGUGCUACCUGGGGUGGUUGUUCUACAUUCUGUCCGAGAUAAUUCCGGUAACGUUCCUGUUCUUCAUUGUCAUUUACUUCAACUUGUCAUUCACAUCUGGUGCAUUGAAUGGUAUUAUUUUUUUCAUUCAAGUGAUAGGCACAUUUAAAAUCGAUGGUGAAAACUUUAUACAAUUCCCUGAAGGAGUAAAACAACUGUCAAGGAUUUACAAACUUGUUUAUCGGAUUUUUCUGUUGAAGUUUUUUGCUCUUGAAGAGGUUUCAUUUUGCCUUUGGGAAGGUGCUACUGCCCUUGACAUGCUAGCGUUUAGGUAUGUUACUAUCAUGUACAGUUUGUUUCUUGUAAUUUUUACGGUCAUUUUACUAAAAAAACGUAUAUUUUCAUUUCACUGUUGCCAUUUAUCAAAACAAUUGAAAAAAGAACAGCCAAACUUGAAGCAUUCUAUACUUAAUGGACUGUCAGCAUUUCUGGUGAUGAGUUACUCUGAAUGUACACGAGUGUCUCUGAUGAUUCUAACUACUGGAACACUGACCGUUGGGCCUACAACUAAACAAAAGUUUGAGCCUGUCGUCUUCUAUAAUGGAGAGUAUUCCUUCAUGGGUAAAGAACAUUUGAAGUAUGCGUUGCCAGCCCUUUUCUUCCUGUUUACGAUUGUAGCUGUACCUCCAAUGCUUUUGAUUGUCUACCCACUGUGUUACAAACUGUUCGCUUUGCUGAGGAUUAAUGAAUCAAAGUGUGUCCAAAUUACAUGUAAGGUCAUUCCCUUAGAGAAAAUCAAGCCGAUGUUCGAUUCCAUUCAGGGUGCAUUCAAAGACCAAUACCGUUUCUUUGCUGGGCUGUAUUUCGUUUAUCGACUCGGUGCUUCUCUAACCUUUUCGUUCCCAAGUGCUUUGAAAACAUAUUACACUGCUACUAGUGCUCAGCUGAUAUUCAUGUUGAUGGUACAUGCAGUGUGUUGUCCUUACCGACAAAAGUGGCACAACAUUUUGGAUGCCCUCUUGUUCUCAAUCCUAGCCAUGAUCAAUGCAAUAUCGUUUUUCAAUUAUGAACGUAAUCAAUCGGAUGUAACGUAUUUAGCAGGAGUUCAAUGUGUACUAAUUUUGCUUCCAUUGGUAUAUUUGGUCAUAUACACUACAUACAAGAUCUAUUUGAAGAUUAAGACUGCUAUGGCCUCAUGCUCAAAAAGAAACGACACAGAAGACGAAGAUGACAACUUAAAUGGGAUUUUAGAUAUGGUGGAUUCAAGAAUUAUUGAACAAGCAGAUGUUGGGGAAACAAAUGAUUACAUGUUAUACUGAAAGCGAGAUAGGAAAGUGUCAACAAUUAAUAUUCCCAGUAGAUUCAUAAUAAUUAUUCCCAAUGAAUAAUGCAUAUAAAUCAUGACUACAAUCACUGUAUACUUGUGCUUCACAUGCAGUAAGAUUCGUAAAAAUUAUGUCAUCAUAAUGCACAUAUCUCUUCAUACAUUUAUCUUGAAUUGAUGUUAGCUAGAUCUAGAUCUAUAUAAAUCUGCUAGUCUGUUUUAAUCAUAUUCUGUGGCAGUAUUGUAUUCCUAGCACCUCUAGCUAAGCGGAGAAUAGAAAUGAACAAUAGAUCAGAACUUGGAGAGAAAGUUGCAAUAAAUUGACAACAUAACUACAAUUCCAGUUAUAAUUAAAUGCAGCGAUAUAUAAAUAAAUGUUCCAAUUGUGGUACUGGGCAGCAAAAAGUAGAAAUGUGAAUGGAAUAUUCAGUAUUCGAAUCACGAAGAAC
Messenger RNA from Halichondria panicea, 4201 nucleotides. RefSeq lists its product as uncharacterized. The record is from RefSeq and is a predicted model, not a curated record. The coding region runs from base 73 to 3747 and encodes 1224 amino acids. The transcript has a single exon. Lineage: Eukaryota; Metazoa; Porifera; Demospongiae; Suberitida; Halichondriidae.